AUGGGCGUCAAAGGAAUUCGUACGGCUCUCAAAGUCGAUCUCGAUAAGCCUGCUUGGGAGCAACCGGGCUUACAUAAUCGCUGGCAUCCAGAUGUGCCGGCCUAUGGCAAGGUCGCCAACAACGAAGUGGUCAAGAUCGAAUGUCUCGAUUGGACCGGUGGCCAGAUCAAGAACAAUGACUCUGCCGACGAUAUUAAGAACGUCGACCUAACGCAAAUCCACUAUCUCUCCGGUCCAUUUGAGAUUGAGACGGCCGAACCCGGAGAUGUCCUGCUUGUUGAAAUCCAAGACGUCCAGCCGUUCGAGGACCGGCCCUGGGGCUUCACGGGAAUCUUCAGUCCCCAUAAUGGUGGAGGGUUCCUGGACGAGAUCUAUCCUGAACCCGCCAAAGCAAUCUGGGACUUCGAGGGAAUCUUCUGUUCUUCACGACACAUCCCCCACGUGCGGUUCGCAGGCCUCAUCCACCCAGGUAUUCUGGGUUGCGCUCCCUCAGCCGAGGUCCUCGCCGAGUGGAAUCGUCGUGAAGGCGAACUGAUCGCCACGAACACCAGGGGCCGCGAUGUCGCAAAGCCCCCCGAACCGAAGAAUGUCCAUGCCGGCAGUGCGGACGAGGACCUCAAAGCCAAGAUCGGCAGAGAAGGCGCAAGGACAAUCCCCGGCCGUCCCGAACACGGAGGAAACUGCGACAUCAAGAACCUCUCCCGCGGCUCCAAAGUCUACCUCCCCGUGCACGUCCCAGGGGCCAAAUUCUCCGUUGGCGACCUCCACUUCUCGCAGGGCGACGGGGAAAUCUCAUUCUGCGGCGCCAUCGAGAUGGCGGGUGUCAUAACGCUCAAGUUCACCGUCAUCAAAGACGGGAUGGCGAAGAUGGGGAUGAAGUCUCCCAUCUUCCACCCGGGCCCUGUGGAACCCCAGUUCGGGCCCGGCCGGUAUCUGACGUUCGAAGGGUUCUCCGUUGAUGAGCACGGUAAGCAGCAUUAUCUGGAUGCGACGGUUGCGUAUCGCCAGACUUGUCUGCGGGUCAUUGAGUAUCUUCGCCGCUAUGGGUACAGUGAUUAUCAGAUCUAUCUGCUGUUGAGCUGCGCCCCUGUUCAGGGACAUAUUGCGGGGCUCGUGGAUAUUCCUAAUGCGUGCACGACGUUGGGAGUGCCGAUGGACAUUUUCGAUUUUGAUAUCCGGCCUGAGGCAGAGGUGGUGAAGAUGGAUAUGGGAAGCUGUGCCUUUGCCAGCAAGUGA
Messenger RNA from Aspergillus fischeri NRRL 181, 1236 nucleotides. RefSeq names its product acetamidase/formamidase family protein. The record is from RefSeq and is a predicted model, not a curated record. The transcript is spliced from 5 exons. Lineage: Eukaryota; Fungi; Ascomycota; Eurotiomycetes; Eurotiales; Aspergillaceae. The coding region runs from base 1 to 1236 and encodes 411 amino acids. Gene Ontology annotation, molecular function: hydrolase activity, acting on carbon-nitrogen (but not peptide) bonds, in linear amides.